AGUUUAAUCUUUAGACAAUGUGUGGAGUUCUUGUGCGCCUUUACGCACGGGCGGGGCGGUGCCACUAAAACUGUAAUUAUGUCACUAAAAGCUCCUCCUCUCUUCAGUCCUAAUCCCUUAGGCUACAGCCCGUGUUAAUACUGCGUCUGAAAUUUAUCCACAAGUAGCAGGCAGCAGUAGUUUACACACUAGAGGUCCAGGGCUGUCUCCACACGCGUUUUUGGACACAUUUGAGCCUGGCUGCUCACCUGGACAACAUCCAAGAGACACACACACAGUCUCGCCACUCAGCAUGGCCUCCUCUGAGGACACAGAAGGCUCCCUGAUGCCUGUGGACUUUAUCCAGCUGCAGCAGUACAUGGAAGACAGCAGUUUAAGGGUGAAAGAUGUGAUGAAGGACUUUUAUCCAGGAGGUCGCCUGGCCAAGCACACUCAUGGAGAGUGCCUCGACAGCGAGGGUUUCUGUCUCUUCCUGAAAACCUACCUGGAGGUGGAGGACUUCCCUGCAGAUUUCUGCAAACGUCUUUUUUGUUAUUUUCAACACACUGAGCAGGAUGGGUCGACAAACAGCCCUCUGCCCAAAGGAGGGAGGGUGUUUCUCCAGGACGUAUCCUGUUACUUCUCAGUGCUGGAGGAGGGGCAGCCGCGUGAGAAGCUCGAAUUUACCUUCAAACUCUAYGACAAAGAUGGCAACGGACUCCUGGACAGUUCUGAAGUGGAUCGUAUCAUCACCCAAAUGAUGCGAGCUGCUGAUUACCUGGGCUGGGACGUGACUGAACUCAGACCAGUCCUCAAAGAGAUGAUGACCGCAAUAGAUGUGGAUAAUAGCGGCACCGUCACUUUGGAGGAGUGGGUGAAAGGAGGCAUGAACAAYGUCCCUUUACUUGUACUGCUUGGACUGAAGAUGACUGAGAAGAACGGGCAGCACAUCUGGAGGCUGAAGCAUUUUAACAGGCCGACCUACUGYUACGUGUGCAAGAGCAUGCUGCUGGGCCUCGGGAAGCAGGGACUCUGCUGCAACUGUUGCAAGUACACUGUCCACAACCAGUGUGCCAACAAUAAUCCUGACCCUUGCGCUCGCACCUUUGUCAAGUCCAAACAGGAAAUUGGUAAACCCACUCACGACUGGAUCAAAGCUGACUGUAACAGCAGCAAGUGUCAGGUCUGCUUCAAGAAGAUCAAAAUUUUAGGAGGGAGUCGUUGUGUGUGGUGCCAGGAAAUGCGCCAUGAUGACUGUAUAAAUACUGGUAUACCAAAAUGUGACUGUGGGGAACUGAGGGACCAUAUUUUGCCUCCAUGGGCCAUCUAUACUGCCUCGAAGCAGGAAGACGACACCAACAUUUUGAAUGUCACUCCUGAUGGUCAAAUCCUGCAGACUGUCCAAAUUCCAGACACCCAUCCUUUACUUGUGUUUGUAAAUCCUAAAAGUGGAGGGAACCAGGGUGAACGGGUGCUCAGGAAGUUUCAGUAUCUGCUGAAUCCACGUCAGGUUUACAAUUUGUCCAACGGAGGUCCUUCUCCGGGACUCCAAUUCUUCAGGAAUUUGCAUCAGUACAAGAUUUUGGUGUGUGGGGGAGACGGCACAGUCGGGUGGCUGCUGGAUGCUAUAGACAAAGCAGAUCUCCAGGUGUGCCCCCCAGUUGCCGUCCUGCCCCUGGGCACCGGGAAUGACAUGGCUCGCUGUCUACGCUGGGGAGGAGGCUACGAGGGCUCGGACUUGACAGAAAUCCUGAAGGAGAUUAAAGCUAGUGAGGUGAUCGCUCUGGAUCGUUGGAGCAUCCAGGUGAUCCCAAACAACCUUAAUGAGGCCGGAGACCCUGUACCUUAUGAAAUCAUGAACAACUACUUCUCUAUCGGAGUGGAUGCUUCUAUUGCUCAUCGUUUUCACUCCAUGAGAGAGAAACAUCCCCAGAAGUUCAACAGCAGGAUGAAGAACAAACUGAGGUAUUUGGAGUUUGCCACUUCCGAGUCCAUCUCUGCCUCCUGUAAGAAGCUGAAGGAUUGUCUCUUUAUUGAGUGCUGUGGAAAACAGCUCGACUUGAACAACGUGUCUUUAGAGGGCAUAGCUGUCCUCAACAUUCCCAGCAUGCACGGCGGCUCCAACCUCUGGGGCGAAUCCAAAAAGUCUGAUAGUCUGUCGGAGGCGGAGCACAGUCAAGUUAUCACUGAUCCCGAAGUUCUCAAAUCAGUCUCACAAGAUAUAAGCGAUAGGCGUUUUGAGGUGGUGGGGCUGGAAGGAGUUCUAGAGAUGGGCCAGAUCUACACUAGACUGAAGAGCGCCGGGCACAGACUGGCACAGACCUCCCAAAUCACCAUCAGGACGUCCAAAGCGUUACCCAUGCAGAUUGAUGGGGAGCCGUGGAUGCAGCCUCCUUGUACUAUUCAUAUAACUCACAAGAACCAGGCCAACAUGCUGAUGCCGCCACCAACAAAAGCAUCUGGCUUCUUUCACAAGUAAGAGUCCUCUACAUCCUGGAGUGUGCAGAGGGGUUUCUGCAGAGUGUUUCAGUCCAAUAUUAAACAUGUGAUAGUGUUUUAUUUUGUAUAUACAUAUCCUUUUAUUUUAUUCCCUGCUAUAUAGUUUAUAUAUAUAAAAAAAUCUGCUUGAACGUGUGUACAAAAUUCAAUGUGCAAAUGUUUUCAGUAGUGUGUGCCAACUAAAUGUGAUCCCAUGUGUCUGUAUGAAAGAGCAGAACAUGUUGUGUGUCUGUAAAUUAACUAGGAUUUUUUAAUUUUUAGUUUUCGUUUUAUGUUGUGACAUUACAGUAGUUUGUGGAUGAAUUAUGUUUACAGUAGUGUAUUGUUGAGUUUCGUCUUUCACCGUCAGUGUGUGUCCAUGCAAAAUAACCAGUUAGUGAUGCCAUUUAAAAUAAAUGUUUAAAAUAUAAGGACUUUUUGAAAAUGUCAAAUCUCAGCCUGUUUUUGAAUUUUGAUGUUGCUUUUACAGAUUACCGCAGUUACAGUCAACACUGUUCACUGCUUUUAGUAUUCAGAGGCGCUGAACAUAAAUUCCUUUAAGAUUUUACAUCUUUGCAUUGCGCUUCUUUUAAAAAAAAUGUUUAUGAGGAUGAACUCCUGCCAAAAUGUGGUAGUAGUAAGGCCAAAGCGAGUCACUUUUUGUGUGCGUUUUUUUUCCAUUGAAGCCAUAUUUGUGGUAGAUUUUAGGAUACUUGUGUACAUUUGCGUAUACUCACAUGUUGUCUUGUUUUAAAGUCAAAUUUUGUAUUUGUCAUUUGGAUGUAUCUUGACCAUGUUGUAUUCUCAAUUUCAAAAGAGCUUCAUACAUCACAUUGAAAUGAUGGAUUAUAUCAUUACAUCAACCCAAUGUGGAUUAGAGAGUGCAGGUAAAAAUGUAAUCUUACCUUGAUAUUACUAAAUUUUAUUUUUAACUCUAAAUUGUCUGAGGAAUCUUUAAUGUAAUCCCAUGGCUGAAUAUGUGAAUAAACAGGACUGAAGAAUACUGAAA
Molecule: messenger RNA, 3466 nt
Organism: Austrofundulus limnaeus
Lineage: Eukaryota; Metazoa; Chordata; Actinopteri; Cyprinodontiformes; Rivulidae
Gene: dgkab
Product: diacylglycerol kinase, alpha b
Exons: 24
Coding region: 293-2458 (721 amino acids)
Biological process (GO): phospholipase C-activating G protein-coupled receptor signaling pathway
Cellular component (GO): plasma membrane
Molecular function (GO): calcium ion binding; ATP-dependent diacylglycerol kinase activity
Source: RefSeq, a predicted model, not a curated record